GACUAACAGGCAGGACCAACCUCCGGACGGCCUGAUGGGCAGGGGCGGCCUGGUGAGAAGGGCGAGGGCAGCCAGGCCGCCGUGGAGCCGGAUGGGAAGUGGACCGAAGGCCAGUGUACAUGGACCGGGCAGCUGGGUGAGAUCCGCCGAGUUGGGGGGCUUCCAGACCAGCCCCUCCAGGAGGUGGGUGAGGCUGCGGGUGUCAGGAUGUCGGCAGGUGCGUUAUCGGACAGGUCCAUACCGCCCUCACAGCCAGCCAGCCGUCCCUCUUCCAAGUGCAGCCCGUGGCCCUGCGCUGCGGAGAAGUGAGAUGCCUGAGAGCCCAGUCAGCCGGCUCCCCUGCACCCCGCUGCCCCUCACAGUUGGCCCUGACCCGGCCCCUCUCUCGGUUGGCUGUAGGCUUGGACCUGCUGCGUGCAGGCAGUUCAGCAGCAGCGGCACCUAUCCCAGCAUCCCCCUCUCGUCUCCCCUGCCCGGCGUGCCCAAGCCUGUCUUUGCCACCACUGACGGCCAGGAGAAGUUUGAGACCAAAGUUACCACGCUGGACAGCGGGCUGCGCGUGGCUUCGCAGAAUAAGUUUGGGCAGUUUUGUACCGUGGGCAUUCUCAUUAAUUCGGGAUCAAGAUAUGAAGCAAAGUACCUCAGUGGAAUUGCCCACUUUCUGGAAAAGUUGGCGUUUUCGUCAACCGCCCGGUUUGGCAGCAAAGAUGAGAUUCUGCUCACCUUGGAAGAGCAUGGGGGCAUCUGCGACUGCCAGACGUCAAGGGACACCACCAUGUAUGCCGUGUCUGCUGACGCCAGGGGCUUGGACACAGUGGUGGGCCUGCUGGCAGAUGUGGUCCUGCAGCCCCGGCUGACAGACGAGGAGCUGGACAUGACACGGAUGGCCGUGCAGUUUGAGCUGGAGGACCUCAACAUGAGGCCAGACCCCGAGCCUCUGCUGACCGAGAUGGUCCACGAGGCUGCCUUCCGGGAGAACACGGUGGGCCUGCACCGCUUCUGCCCCUCUGAGAACAUCGCCAAGAUCGACCGGCAGGUGCUGCACGCCUACCUUGGCGCCUACUACAGGCCCGAGCGCAUGGUGUUGGCCGGCGUGGGCGUGGAGCACGAGCGCCUGGUCCAGUGUGCGCACAGGCACCUCCUGGGGGCCCGGCCAGCCUGGGGGGACGCGGGGGGCGCAGAGGUCGACAGGUCGGUGGCGCAAUACACCGGGGGCAUCGUCAAGCUGGAACGCGACAUGUCCAGCGCCAGCCUGGGGCCCCGCCUGAUGCCGGAGCUGACACACGUCAUGGUGGGCCUGGAGAGCUGCUCCUUCCUGGAGGACGACUUCAUCCCCUUCGCUGUGCUGAACAUGAUGAUGGGCGGGGGCGGCUCCUUCUCCGCCGGCGGCCCCGGGAAGGGCAUGUUUACCAGGCUCUACCUCAAUGUGCUCAACAGGCACCACUGGAUGUACAACGCCACGUCCUAUCACCACAGCUAUGAGGACACGGGCCUCCUGUGCAUCCACGCCAGUGCAGACCCCCGGCAGGUCCGAGAGAUGGUGGAGAUCGUCACAAAGGAGUUCAUCUUGAUGGGCGGAGCUGUGGACGAGGCAGAGCUGGCACGGGCCAAGACGCAGCUGUCGUCCAUGCUCAUGAUGAACCUAGAGGCGCGGCCGGUCAUCUUCGAGGACGUGGGCAGGCAGGUGCUGGCCACCCACUCCAGGAAGCUGCCCCACGAGCUGUGUUCCCUUAUCAGUCACGUGACAGCAGAUGACAUUCAGAGAGUGGCUUCCAAGAUGCUCCGAGGGAAGCCUGCCGUGGCCGCGCUGGGCGACCUGAGUGACCUGCCACCCUAUGAGCACAUCCAGGAGGCCCUGUCCAGCCGAGAUGGGCGCCUGCCCAGGACGUACCGCCUCUUCCGGUAGCACGCGGCGUGCCCCAAGGGUUCCCCAGAGUGCCACCAACUGCACCUCUGCCCAGGCAUCAGCCCGUUCCCGCUGCCACCCUGCUUCAGAACCGGAGCCUGCUCCCACUGCCCACAUCCCCUCGCUCUUGCCCCCAGGACUGACUGACUGCCUCCCAUCAUGCUCUGGCCGCACUAGCCGGGCAGCAGGAAGGCACCAUGCUGCUCCCUGCUGGCACAGCCAGGCCUGCAGAGGUGAGCGCUCUUGGUGACUGCUCCUGGCUGAGGGGUCGGCCCUGCCCACUUGGCUGUGUGAGGCACACUGUGUGAGGACGGAUGCGCAGGCACCUACUGCACGGAGCUCGUCUGCUGUGGCCGAGAGAAGUGAGGGCCAGCCGUCCCCCUGGCAGCAGGCGGCAGGGUGGCCCACGGUGGCGUGUGUAGGGCGGGAGAUGCCAGGGCUCAGGCUCAGCAGCCCCGUGUGGUAACAGGUGUGGGGCAACCCCCUGAGCCCCAGGACUCCAUGUGGAGCACCUGGGCCGGGGCUUGCACCACUCGCUGCAGGGCAGGGUGUUGAAUAAACUCGCUCUGUCGUUGCACCUGGGACUGUUGGUCAUCUGCCCGGCCUGUGGGACCCUUCAGCACCCGCUCCUGCUCUGACCAGUCUGACUGCGUCUGGUGGGCUGGGAGGAGUGGACACCUCAGGGACAGGGAGCCCACUCAGCCUGGCAUUGUCGAGGUCCUGCCUGAUAUGUCCAGGGUUCUAGCAGCCAGCUAACUGCGCCUUGCCGGCCCAUCACUGGUGCAAUGCAUCCAUGUGAGAAACUCCCUCACCAGUGCCUCCUACAGCCACCAUCGCCCGCAGUGCUGUCUGCUCCUUGCUCCUGUCUCACCGGGUCCUGCAGCCCUCUGCUUUUCUCCUGAAGCCCCGUUCAUCCUCCCAGCGCCACUGCCUGCCUCUCCCCACAGCAGUCUCCUGGUCUUGACCCCUGGGCCUCUCCAGCCUGCACACCUAUCCGUCACUUUGGCCUCCCUGGGCUCUUGCUGCUGUCCAUUGCCGAAGACCUGCCUCUGACCUGGGCCGGAGUGACCGCCACUCCCUCGAACAGCAUGGCCAAGUCAUCGGAGAAACAUUUCCCACUGACAGACUGGCUGGCAGCGGUCACUGGAACCGUGCCCCACGCACCGCCCCGCAGCUCCAGCAGGCCCAGCCUCGGUGGGUCCAGCGCCUUCCGCCCGUGAACUGCCGAAAGCACUCUCCCUGGGAGCGGCACCAACAGCCACUGACUUGAGUCGGAGAGGGCCAUGCCCAGCGGCUGCUUCACCCUGCUCACCGGGCUCAGAGUGGGACCCAGGGAUGGGUGCUGGGCUUGGGGCCGUAGGCUUGGGCUGCCGUGAGCACUCUGACCUUGACAGCCAGGAGCCGUCCGAGGGGUGGGUGUGCCAAAGGCUCGUUUCUAAGAGUUGGUCCUUGACCAGAAAGAGUUCAGGUUCAAUAGAUGCCUUUAUUUAAAAAUAUAAAUAUGGAAAAAUAAAUACCUUGAGAGACUUA
Messenger RNA from Echinops telfairi (small Madagascar hedgehog), 3436 nucleotides. RefSeq names its product peptidase, mitochondrial processing subunit alpha (gene PMPCA). The record is from RefSeq and is a predicted model, not a curated record. Gene Ontology annotation, cellular component: mitochondrion. NCBI's taxonomy places the organism in Eukaryota, Metazoa, Chordata, Mammalia, Afrosoricida, Tenrecidae. Bases 35 to 1906 code for a protein of 623 amino acids. The transcript is spliced from 12 exons. Gene Ontology annotation, molecular function: metalloendopeptidase activity; metal ion binding.